Messenger RNA from Elgaria multicarinata webbii, 1927 nucleotides. RefSeq names its product transmembrane p24 trafficking protein 4 (gene TMED4). NCBI's taxonomy places the organism in Eukaryota, Metazoa, Chordata, Lepidosauria, Squamata, Anguidae. The transcript has 5 exons. The record is from RefSeq and is a predicted model, not a curated record. Gene Ontology annotation, cellular component: COPII-coated ER to Golgi transport vesicle; endoplasmic reticulum; Golgi apparatus. Gene Ontology annotation, biological process: endoplasmic reticulum to Golgi vesicle-mediated transport; Golgi organization; positive regulation of canonical NF-kappaB signal transduction. The coding region runs from base 161 to 694 and encodes 177 amino acids.
GCGCUCGGGGGUCCGCGCGGCUGCUGCGGCGCCCGCUUGGGCCUGGCGGCGCCUGGCGCUGCUGCUGCUCCUGGGCGCGGGCCGCGGGGCCCUCGCGCUCUACUUCCACAUCGGGGAGACCGAGAAGCGCUGCUUCAUCGAGGAGAUCCCCGACGAGACCAUGGUCAUCGGCAACUACCGGACGCAGAUGUGGGACAAGCAGUCCGAGGCCUUCCUGCCCUCCACGCCGGGCCUGGGCAUGUUUGUGGAGGUCAAGGACCCUGACGGGAAGGUGAUUCUUUCCAGACAGUAUGGCUCAGAGGGCCGUUUUACCUUCACUUCGCACACCCCCGGGGAGCACCAGAUCUGCCUCCACUCCAACUCUACCCGCAUGGCACUUUUUGCAGGGGGGAAAUUGCGAGUGCACCUGGAUAUCCAAGUUGGGGAGCACACCAAUAAUUACCCUGAGAUUGCAGCCAAGGACAAACUGACAGAGCUGCAGUUGAGAGCAAGGCAGCUUUUGGACCAGGUGGAGCAGAUCCAGAAGGAGCAGAACUACCAAAGAUACCGAGAGGAGAGAUUCCGUAUGACCAGUGAGAGUACCAAUCAACGGGUGUUGUGGUGGUCCAUCGCCCAGACAGUCAUCCUCAUCCUCACAGGUAUUUGGCAGAUGAGACAUCUCAAGAGCUUCUUCGAGGCGAAAAAACUGGUUUAGCCCUUUUGAAAACACUGGCACUAUUUAUCAAAUGUUUCCCAUCGUCAGCUUUCAUCUUGACCUUCCUGGAUUUGCUAGAACAUGGAAAUGAGAUGGGAACACAACACGGAAUGACCCUGGCCAGUGCUUGAGGACUCCCUCUCCGCAGAUAACCUCUCUACGAAAGCUUAUUCUGUUCCACUUCAUAUUUUCCUGUGUUAGAGCAAGAGACACUCAUGUUGAGUGAGGCGGGGAUAGUCUCAGUUGCAAACACACACACACACACACACACACACACACACACACGGGUCAUUCUGAGAAGGAGAUGUUGCUUUCAAAGGCUGACCUUUUCCCUUGUACUAUCCCGAUUGUUGCAAGUGGCUUAGAAGUUUCUGUGCUGUGGCUCCCAACUUUCAAGUACUGCUCUUAAUAGGAGCAGUGGAGGCAGCCCUUAAGAGUAGAGAACUACCCAGAAGGGAAAUAUUAAGUUUGUACUAGAAUGCUUUGUUUUUUCUAAUACCUACAUGGUCUUGGGGACUGCUUUCCACAACAGCAAUAAUCAAAAUCUGUGUUGGGUCUUGUUUCCGUCAGCUUCAGGAGCAAAUGGUCUCUUGCAAAAUCCUCACCAGCAUCGGCUUCUAUCUCCCUUCCAAAGUUUUUCUGUCCUGUUUUCCAGUUAAUGAGGGGUUAACAGAAUCAGCUCCCAGAUUUGUUUUAAGUGCUGGUUUACAGCUUCUUGAGCCUGGGCUAAGAUUGCUAGGGAGGUGGCUUUCUCUAGGUGUGCAUAUGGCAGAACACUGCCUCUAGCUGGGAUGGCAGCAAGCCUAGGGGAGGCAGCAUUCAGUGUGCUGGCACUCCCAUAUCCCUUGGAGCUUUGUUUCAGCCUUUCAGGAGUUGGGGGAGAGGUCUGCAGGUAUCCAAAUAAUGGCCUGUUGUUUGAGGGACAGCAGAGCUGGAAUUUUAGAGCAUGACACUGUGCAUGUUCAGACAGGUAGGACUUAUAUUUGUCUGAGCAACUCCCAGCAUGCCCAGUCAGCAUGGCUGGGUAGGGGAUGCUGGGAAUUGUAGGGCUUAUUUCUGUCUGGACAUGCUAGGGUUGUGCAUUUGAACUGGGCGAUUGGAAAUGCGUUUUCUCCUCCCCUCUGGCCAUGGCACAAAGGCGUUUCUAUUGUUCCCUGACUUGGAAGGCAAAUUCUAAACAACCUUGAUCGUUGUUGCUGUUUUGGAGUGAAAUAAAGCCUUUCUGGAAGAAAA